GGCGGCUAAGAACCUCCAAGUCAGGCAGAAAAUUCGGGUAAAAAGCAAAAUUACAACCUUCGGAACAUCGAAAAACAAUUAGUUUCACCGUUUUUUAGUGAAUUGUUGACCGCGCUCUCGAAAGUUUGUUGUUUCCCCGUGAACAAUCCGAUAGUAUGUGGAGGAUCGCGCUGUUUCUGGCUGAUUCCAACGCCUUCGGCGGGGGGUAGUUAUCGAAGAACGUUUCCCGCCGCUUUCUCGGGGGUUGAUCGUGUGGCGUUGUGAGUGUGUACCUCACCCUCUGGAAUGUUUGAGGCCAGCCGGAAGAUGAAAAACUGCACCAACCCCAAGAACUUGUUCUGUUUCGUGUGCGGCGAGUAUACGCCGUCGCACCACAAGCGUUCGAUCAUGACCAAGCCGUUGCUCGACGCUUACGAGGCGUAUUUCCAGAAGCGCACGGCCAAGGAAAACUAUACUCAUGGGCCAUCGUCCGUGUGCAACAAGUGCAACAACGAGCUGCUCCGAUGGAUUAACGGGCGGAAUCGCAAACCGUUGCUCCUGUUCAGCGUACCGAUGAUCUGGACCGCUCCGAAGGAUCACAAAACCGACUGCUACUUCUGCCUGACACGCAUGGUCAUCGCCUCCAACAGUGGCGGCAAUGGGAAGCGUUUGUCGGUUAAGUACCCGAAGAAUCUUGACACGGCCAGGCGUCCGGUUUUCGUGGCUCACAAGGUAGCGACACCGGUGGAAGCCGCCGAUAUCGUUUCGGAGGAAUCCUCUACUCCUACCGCCGACAACGCCACCGUCAAUAAGGAAUCGUCGUUCGACGAAAUCGAGGUCACGCUGGACCCGCCAACGGAUUCACCAACGCCACCAAUCAAGCCCGUUUCUCCGCCGAUGACGAGGACGACAAGGGCCUCGAAGGCUGCGGCCGCAGCUCACCAGCUGGCCACGGACGGUGCCGCAUCCAACGCGCGGCCCAUCGUAGCUCGAAAACGAAAGACGGACGUGGUGGCCGUUGGCAGCGGUUCGCCGUUGCCAGGAGUUACGAAGAAAGCUCGCCAAUCACUUCCAGCAAUACCGGCCCCAUCUAAGGAGACCGUGGGUAAAGGCAAACCCAUCGCAGCAUCACGUAAACUUGUCACCCAAGCCACCUCCCUACCGGCUAACGGCCUCGUCGAUGGUAAGAGGAUAAACAAGGAACCGAAAGACGUUGAUGAAGAGGAAGAGGAGAUAGCGCAUGAGGAUGGGGACCAGAAGGAGGAAAAGCCUUGCUUGGAAUCAGCAAAGAAAGCCCUCGAGGCUGCUAAUUCUCCCGCCGCAGUGAAGGAUGCCACCAAACCGCCAAUCUUGGUCUCGGCGCGUCCGAAAGUGGUACCGAGACUACCGGCAAAACCGACGCCAGCGGCCACACCGGGUGUGGCAACCACUCGACCCACACAGCUCACUAAUGCGCGCCCAUUACAACCGGUAAAGGCAAAGAUAUCCUCCCAGACCAAGGUACAACCGACGCUGGCGCAACCAUCGACAGCAGGGAAUAGCAGCAGUGACGAGGCCGUUUCGAUUCAAUCGGAACCACCGACUGGUGACAAGGGACAGCAGUCUGCGUCGUCUCCACCGCCCCUCUUGAAACGUGUCAUUCUCACCAAGUCCGGUCCGAAGACGUUGCUUAUGCAGGGUGGCACUGUGCUGCCGGUCGGAAAAAUGGUCCCGGCUAAGGUGCGACCGGUGGUAGUACCACCACCGAGCAAGGCGCCAUCAACGACACAGCAAACACCGUGGAUCAAUGUAGUUGAUCAGCAGCAGCAGCAGCAGCAUACUCCGAUACGAAAAACGAUCACCAGGAUGCCUUCUCCCCUUGCCCAAUCGACUCCGUUGGUCACAAAACCGGAAACCAAACUGGUCGCCGGAAGCACAUCAUCACAGCCACCACAAUUGAAACAGCAGCAGCAGCAGCAGCAGCACCCGGCCACGGAGGAACCAACACCGGCGGCAGUUCGUGGAAGCGAAAAGACGGAACCACAUCGCAUCACACAGUCGGAGCUGGUGAUGUUGCUGCGCGAUCUAGAACUGCUGCCGGAGAAAUCGGCCAUCCUUAUUGAUCGUCUCAAGUGCUGGAACCUGCUCGCUACCCAGCUCGUGGCUCCGACGACUCGUACGCAAACCAUCGCCGGCAAGGACAACCGCCCGGAGCGUCCGGUUGCGCCACCGGAACCCGUCAUUACCUUGGUCCAACCACAGGGUGAACGGGUGAAGCUGAUCCCGGUGAAAAACCUACCGGCAGGAGUUCGGGCCAUACCGCUAGCGACCGCUACUAGCAGCACUGGUGGCGUGCAAUUCCGUCGCACGGUCGUCCCGUCAUCCACCCCUGUACCGGUACAAUCGCACGUGGUGACUGCUGGCAAUCUCAAGGCAUUGAAGCAAAAUGGUGCCUCCAUCGUGGUCAGCGCUGAUGGCAGAUAGAAGACGAGGCUCAGCGGUGCGUCGGAGCAGCUGAGCAGACGUUAUUCUAUGUUGAACUUCAGUGGAUUUUUGUACUUUUUUGACAGUAUACUAGCUUAGGUGACUCAAUAAAAAAAAACUUCGAAUUUGCAAAUAGAA
Anopheles aquasalis is the source of this 2580-nucleotide messenger RNA. Its product is annotated as titin-like. Lineage: Eukaryota; Metazoa; Arthropoda; Insecta; Diptera; Culicidae. The record is from RefSeq and is a predicted model, not a curated record.